Messenger RNA from Penicillium salamii, 2862 nucleotides. Lineage: Eukaryota; Fungi; Ascomycota; Eurotiomycetes; Eurotiales; Aspergillaceae. The record is from the annotation of a GenBank genome assembly.
AUGGUCAAAUCAGACGUCCGGAAGGACUACUAUGCGGACCUGGGGCUGCAGCCCAGCGCAGAAGCCGAGGACAUCAAGCGACAAUUCAGGAAACUAGCUCUCAAAUACCACCCAGACAGAAACCCCGGACGAGAGAUCGAAUUCAACGCCAAGUUCCAAGCCAUCCAAGCCGCCAACGAAAUCCUCAGUGACCCUCGUCAAAGACUCAAGUACGACACCGAUCGUCUGCGUGCAGGCUACGGCAAGAAUUACGGACCGGCUAGGGCAAAUACUCAGCGCAAGACACAAACACCCGCCUACCCUCCCCGACCCACUGCCACUCCCACGCCAUCGGCUGGCGCACAAUAUACCAAAACACCACCGAAUGGUCCCUCGGCUGGCGCACGACGAUAUGCGUCCCAUGCGCGCGCCGGCCCGCAGCAAUGGAAGCCCCAGGAUAAUGCGCAAACAAGGGCAGAUGCCUUCAAAGGAUUCAGCAAUAUGAGGGGAGGCCAGUCAAAUGGAUGGCAGGGCUUUGAUCCUUCUACUGGUCGAGCUUCAGCUAGCACACCCGGGCCAGGGGCCCAGCGUCAACCAUUCGGGGCUUCGGCACAGUCCAAUAGGCCGAAGUCAGCCUUCGAGACCUUCCAAAAUGCCCAUUCUCAUGCGCAGUCGCAAAGCACUAAGAAGAAGCAAGGCUUCGCGCCAGGCGCCGCUGGAGGAGACGAGCCCAUGGCCCGCAAUACAUCCGCCUACAGCAGCAACAGUCGGGCUGAACGACCAAGCAGCCAAUACUACGAGCCUGCUCCGCCACCAACUGCGAAGAAAGCACCUGAACCCGAGCCGGUCCGGCAUUCAUACACGCCAGACUUUGAACGACACAGUAGAAGCUACGCUCAGGCUGGUAAGGGUGAGAAGACUUUCUUUUCAAGUGCUGGAUUAGGUCGUUCCCAGACCAUGCGAGACCCCUCAGGAACAACCCGCACGAAUGUGAACACUAAUACCUCGAGUCCCAAAUCCGCUCGAUCUGGAAGGCAUCGGAGUGCCAGCCCCAAAGCCAGACGAAACCCAAAUAACUACGACUCUACCAGCUCAAGUGAAUCCGAGGACUUGCCUAAGCCAAAGGCAAAGGCCGUGCCAAAGAGCCGGCUCAGACCACACCAAAACUUUGCCGACUUCCAUCGCCAGCAAAACCAAAGCCCAAAAAAUGGUAGGCGUCCCCCGUGUUGUUGUCAUCUGCCUCCCGGCUCUCAAUUUCGCUGGAACGUAUCCCAAGAUGCGACAAAGGUCACCGUAACCCUGGUUUCCAUGCAAUCCCCGCAGCAACGUGAACACUUUCUGAGCCUUCUCAAUACAGCCCAUCUCAAAAACAAGAAAGCUGACGCAAACCCCAAAGGACACGCCUCCGAUAGUGCAGCAUUCCCAAAGGCCUCUUAUCAGCAGAGCAAGUACCCUAAUUCGUCAGGAUCUUCCUCUUCUAUCAAUGCUGAAACGGGAAUUUCUCCUGAACGACCUGAACGACCACACACAACAGCCUUUGGUCGUAACAGCACGAGUGACUUGCACAAGAAGUUUUCCGCAGAGGAUUGGCGCAAACACAUAGAGCAAUUUGACUUCAUCGGCUCUGCUUCGCCGAGCAAGGAAAACCCUCCUUCCAAGUCGCCCGGGCCACAAAGUCGAGGACGAGCAGGCCAGCGAAACCAAAACCCGCCCCCGACAUAUAACCAGGGUACAACACCACCGCAACAACCUUCUAAUGGCUCUCAAACUCCACAAAAACCUACGCCCUUUGCGCAAGCCAAGUUCUCUGCAGAUUCAUGGUCUGAGCAGCUUCGAAAUCUAUCUUGGACAGCUCCAGAGGCCGAAAAGGCCUGCCAAACUGCGAACUCCGCACCACCUCGGAGUCCUAAAAAGCAGCCCAGAGCGGGCACUAAGGUGCGGAGCGCUCCACAGACCGCAAGUGUUGCAAGUGAAGCGGAUGAGGCCAAAGACACAAUCAAUGGACACACACCUCAUGUUCCUCCGGCUACGGCAGCGCCUGACGUUGGAGUCGAGGAGAUGGACAUCGAUGACGACUUGCCUGCUCCUAAACAUACGCCACCUGUUCCGGGCAAGGUUCCACUUGGCAGACCAAGCAGUGGAAACUUUUCCGACGCAGCUUCUCAUCCCUUGCCAGAAUCACCAGCCAAGAAACCCAGACCUCCUCCCCCAACCGAGAAAACCACCCCUAUCUCACCACUACGUCCGGCUCUUUUCAACCUUGGCAACCUCCGCAACGCCGCCCCAUUCGCCAGCACCACCAACGGAGGCAUCGAGAACCUCGGAGACAUCCAUACAACCCUUCCAUUCGACUCCCAAGCCAAACAACAAACCACCACACAACGCGACAUUCAGCCUCGCGAUCUCGACCUCCCCAACCCACCCAAACGGCCCUGGGCUCCCAAACCCAUCUCAAUCUCAGGAUCCACCCCCGUUUUACCCCGCGAAAAAUGGAUCUGGUAUGCAUCUGCCAUGGGAGCAUACAUGCACGAAUGGAACGCCUUUAACCGCCGCAUGCUCGUACAUCUCAACGUGCGUCAAGAAGCAAACGAAACAGGCCUCGCGCCUGGCUGGAUCAGCGCCGUCAGCGACUCCGUUCGUUUGAAGAUAGGCGUUGAUGACGAAAAUGGCAAUGACAAAACCAUCCGAGAGGAUAGCUAUGACGCCGACGAGUUCCUCAUUCCAGGCUCUAACAAGGGCGGGUUCAGUGCGUAUCUUCGUGGUGUUGAAGAAGAUAUCAUUGUACGGAAACAUUGGGACGUCGCUUCUGAGAUGCAUCGUGAAUGCAUUCUCGAUCUUGGUCGUCUGAGGGAAUGGAUCCGGAAUGGAGGAAAGGUUGUUUAA